AUGGCUUUCCCCUCUCCUGUCUCUCAUCUGCUUCUACUCCUCUUCCUCCUCCAUGUGCCACCAUGUCCAGCUACCUCCGGUGGAUCAUGGUCCCUCCUCCUCCCAACCAUUGGCAUCUCCGCCAUGCACAUGCAACUCCUCCCAAGCGACCGUGUAGUCAUAUACGACCGCACCGAUUUCGGCACCUCCAACAUCUCUCUCCGGGAUGGUAAAUGCCGCCCCAAAUCCACCGACUGCUCCGCCCACUCCGUUGAGUAUGAUGUCCUCCAUAACUCUAUCCGUCCACUCAUGGUCCUCACUGACGUCUGGUGUUCAUCGGGGACAUUAAUGCCCGAUGGGACACUAGUCCAGACGGGUGGAACAUAUGAAGGAGAUCGGGUUGUCCGUGUUUAUAAAUCAUGUGACAACUGUGACUGGCAGGAGAUACAAUCUGGACUGAGUCAAUCAAGAUGGUACGCCACCAAUCACAUACUGCCUGACGGCCGCCAAAUCAUCAUUGGCGGCCGUCAGUCAUUUAAUUACGAAUUUUACCCUAAGACCUCGUCAACCGAGAAUGCUCCUAGCUUGCCGUUUUUGGUUCAGACAAAUGAACCAAAUAUCGAAAAUAAUUUAUACCCGUUUGUGUUUUUAAACACAGACGGACAUUUUUUCAUUUACGCGAACGAUCGCGCUAUUUUAUUCGAUUAUGUUCGGAAUCAAGUUGUCAAGACUUACCCAACAAUACCCGGUGGCGACCCGAGGAAUUACCCGAGCACCGGUUCUGCGGUACUACUCCCAUUGCGUGUUGUACAAGGGAAAGCAAGUGAUGUUGAAGUUUUAAUCUGUGGGGGUGCACCUAAGGAUGCUUUUGUUAAUGCAAAUAAUGGGAAAUUUGAUGGUGCUUUGGAUACUUGCGGUCGGAUAAAAAUAUCCGACCCGAAUCCACAAUGGGUCAUGGAAACCAUGCCUUUAGCACGUGUCAUGGGUGAUAUGUUACUAUUACCAAACGGUGACGUUUUGAUAAUCAAUGGUGGGUCCGCGGGAGUUGCGGGUUGGGAACUAGGGCGGGACCCGGUUUUAUGCCCGGUAAUCUAUCAGCCUAACAAUCGAAUUGGAUCUCGGUUCGAGUUGCAGAAAGCAACCACCAUACCUCGAAUGUACCAUUCGACUGCUAUUCUGCUUCGAGAUGGUCGGGUUCUUGUAGGCGGCAGUAACCCACAUGAUAAAUAUGAGUUUGCCGACGUACUUUAUCCUACUGAAUUAAGCUUGGAGGCAUUUUCACCGGCUUAUUUGGAUCCAAGCUCAUCAAAAUUACGCCCAUCUAUAAUCUCACCAAGAACCAUGAUCCAUCACAGUGAACGGAUGUUCAUCCGGUUCAAUGUUUUAUGCCCCGUGGAUCCAAAUUUGGUCUCGGUCACAAUGGUGGCUCCACCGUUUAACACACAUUCAUUUUCCAUGAGUCAAAGGCUGUUGAUACUAGAUACUGGAAACACCACAGUAGCAGUCGGGGAAUCUCACUACGAAGUAAGUGUGAUAACACCGGGAUCUGUUAAUGUUGCUCCGCCGGGCAAUUACAUUUUAUUUGUGGUCUAUCAAGGCGUUCCAAGUGAAGGCAUUUGGGUUUGCAUACAAUAA
Molecule: messenger RNA, 1614 nt
Organism: Lactuca saligna
Lineage: Eukaryota; Viridiplantae; Streptophyta; Magnoliopsida; Asterales; Asteraceae
Source: the annotation of a GenBank genome assembly